This is a messenger RNA of Magallana angulata, 4422 nucleotides long. RefSeq names its product DNA mismatch repair protein Msh6-like. Bases 36 to 4073 code for a protein of 1345 amino acids. Gene Ontology annotation, biological process: mismatch repair. The record is from RefSeq and is a predicted model, not a curated record. The transcript is spliced from 34 exons. Gene Ontology annotation, cellular component: MutSalpha complex; nucleus. NCBI's taxonomy places the organism in Eukaryota, Metazoa, Mollusca, Bivalvia, Ostreida, Ostreidae. Gene Ontology annotation, molecular function: ATP binding; mismatched DNA binding; ATP-dependent DNA damage sensor activity.
UGUGGACAAAACCGCGGGAGAUAUUUCUGCAAGAAAUGGGACCGAAACAAACCCCGUCCAAGCAAGGAAACACCCUUUUUUCUUAUUUUUCCAAAAGUCCAGCAGCAAGCAAGAGUAGUCAACCAAAUGUUAAUGGAUCAGAUGUGUUGUCGCAGAAGAAAUCGCCCAACAAACAGGAAACCCCCACACCAGUGAAGCAGGCGAAAAAGGAACCUAACGAUCAAAACUACAAGGAGGGAGACAUAGUAUGGAGUAAGUUGGCAGGAUACCCUUGGUGGCCAUCUUUAGUCUGUUCACACCCAACAGAAAACACACACCUAAAACAAGGGAAGAACCCUCAGGUUCAUGUACAGUUUUUUGACACACCUCCAACAAGAUCAUGGAUAAAAGCAAAGGAUGUUAUACCCUAUAAGGGCUCAGACCAUGAGGACUACAAGAAAGGUGGCAAGUGCCACUCUCUCAAUCCUAAAGUGAAGAAAGGGACACAGGAGGCAGACGAUGCCCUGAAAUUGUCAUUGGAGGAUCGAUUAAAGCUAGUGGUGGAUCUCCAGCCCUCUAGUGAUGAGGAGGAAGAGGAAAUGGAUGUGGAAGAGGGUGGAGAAAGUGAGGAAAACGAAGCAGACAAUAGCAAAGAAAAUGAAAAUGAAGAGAAACCCAAAGGCAGAACAAGAGGCCAUGCUGCAAAGAGAAGGCGAAUAGUCGUGGCCAGUGACAGUGGAGAAUCAGAUGAUGAGUUUAAGCCCCACUCAGAUGAAGGCUCCUCAGAGGAUGAAGUUAGUAGUGGAGUAGAUGAAGACAAAAUUUCAGAACCAGAAACAGAGUCAGAAAUAGAUUCCCCAGUCAAGAAAUCAAGAAAAGCUGAGGUACCUUCAAGAAAAAGGAAAAGACCAGAAAAGACUACAAAACCAUGGCGACCAAAGAAAAGUGAAACGAAAGAAGACGAGGCUGGGUCUGAGGAUGAGGCGUCUACUUCUCCCUCCACAAGCCGCUCUCUUGCCCUCUCCACACCAUCUGUUGGGAUGAAAACCAAAUCUAAACUGGCCUCUUUUGCUGCUGUUGAUCUGGACACAAAACCUGCCAAAGGACCACAGGAGGAAACAAACUAUCCAUACCUUAAGUUAGAAUUCCUUCAGCCAGAUAAAAUCAAGGAUAUAAAGAAAAAAAGUAAAAAUGACCCAGAGUAUGAUCCCAAAACUUUGUAUGUACCCGAUUCCUUUUUGAAGCAACAGACACCAGCAAUGAGACAGUGGUGGGAAUUGAAAUCCAAACAUUAUGAUGCUGUCUUAUUUUUCAAGAUGGGGAAGUUCUAUGAAUUGUUCAACAUGGAUGCUGCUGUUGGAGUGAAGGAACUUGGGCUGAUCUACAUGAAAGGAGAACAAGCUCACUCAGGUUUUCCAGAAAUAGCAUACAGUAGAUACGCGGACAUGCUGAUCCAGAAAGGUUACAAGGUCGCCAGGAUAGAGCAGACGGAGACCCCAGACAUGAUGACAGAGAGAGUCAAAAACAUGGGAAUCCCUGCCACCAAGUUUGACAAAGUCGUCAAAAGAGAGAUCUGUAGGAUCACCACCAAAGGCACCCAGACAUUUAAUGUGACAGAUGGGGAUAUAGCUGAGGCAAACAGUAGCUAUCUACUGGCUCUCUGUGAAAAGGAUGAUGGUCAGUUUGGACAGAGCACCUAUGGAGUGUGUUUUGUUGACACAACGAUAGGAAAAUUUCAGAUGGGACAGUUCACAGAUGACAGGUAUUGUUCCAGGUUAAGGACACUGAUCGCUCACUUUACACCUGUGCAGGUACUGAUGCCAAGAGGGAGGGUGUCUGAAAAGACAUCAAGCCUGAUCAACAAUAACCUGUCCUCCGUUAUUAAGGAGUACCUACGACCAGACACAGAAUUCUGGGAUAGCAGUAAGACCCUCAAAGUCCUAGCAGAGGAGGAGUACUUCAAGUGUGAGGAGGAGGUGGUGUGGCCAGAGUGUCUCAAGAAGAUGAUGUCUGAUGGGGACACUCUAUGUCUGAGUGCUGCUGAUGAAUACAGUCUGGCUGUGUCUUCAUUGGGAGCCAUGAUCUGGUACCUGCAAUACAGUUUGAUGGACCAGGAGCUCUUGUCCAUGAAGAACUUUGAGGAAUACAUCCCUGUAGACUCAGAAAAAACCACUAUUAAAGAAAAGUCUGCUUUCAUGAAAAAUCAGCACAUGGUACUGGAUGGACUGACCUUGAGAAACCUUGACGUGGCCGACCUCUACGGGUCACAGGAAGGAACUCUGUUGUCUCGACUGAACCAGUGCGUCACUCCAUUUGGUAAGCGGUUGUUCAAGCAGUGGUUGUGUGCCCCCCUCUGUAACCCUUCCUCCAUCAAUGAUCGACUCAAUGCUGUGGAGGAUCUGAAUGUGGUCCCAGACAUCAUGGCUGAGGUCAUAGAUAUGAUCAGGAAACUUCCUGACUUGGAGCGGAUACUCAGCAAGUUCCACAGCCUGGGAUCUGCGGCUCGUUGUAAAACACACCCAGAUAGUAGAGCCAUCUUCUUUGAUGAAGCAAAAUACAGUAAGAAGAAAAUAGAGGAUUUCCUAUCUACAAUAGAAGGAUUUAAGGUGGCACAGAAAGUAGCAUUGAAGUUCAAGUCUCAUGUUGAGAAUUUCACGUCGAAGCUGCUUAAACAGACUAUGACAUUAGACACAGCUGAUGAUAAAGGGCUAUUUCCUGAUUUGAAAAAGGAAUUGGAUUUCUUUGAUAAUGCUUUUGACCAUGCAAAGGCAAAGAAAGAUGGGGUCAUUCUACCAAACAAAGGAGUGAGUCCAGAGUAUGACAGUGCUAAGGCGGAUCUGAAGGCGGCGGAGCGGGGACUGGAGGAGUACCUGGACAGACAGAGACAGAGGCUGGGCUGUAGAAAUCUGACUUACUGGGGAUCUGGAAAAAAUCGCUAUCAAAUAGAAGUACCAGAGAGUGCACUGAAGAAGGUCCCAGAUGAGUACCACCUGAUGUCAUCCAAGAAGGGGGCCAAGCGGUACCGUACCACAGACAUCGAGGAUCAGUUGGUGGAUCUGACUGAUGCUGAGGAGCGUAAAGACGCUGCCCUCAAGGACACAAUGAGGAGACUUUUCUACAGCUUUGAUGAAAGAUACAAGACCUGGGAUACAGCCAUCCAGUGUCUGUCAGUGUUGGACGUUCUGAUGUCCCUGGCUAAAUAUGUGGGGGCAGCUGAUGGUGUGACCUGUAGACCAGAGAUCAUCGAACCCAGCUCAGACACAGAGCCUUUUGUUGAGAUACGAGAGGCAAGACAUCCUUGUGUCACUAGGACUUUUGGAGGAGGAGACUUUAUCCCUAAUGACACUGUCAUCGGCAUUCCAGAUGAGUUAGACAUGGAGGAGGGAGAUGAACAGAACAGCAGCAGUAAGAUCGUCCUGGUAACUGGUCCUAACAUGGGAGGUAAAUCUACUCUCAUGAGGCAGGUUGGACUAAUCACCGUUAUGGCUCAAAUGGGAUGUUACGUACCUGCUGAAAAAUGUCGACUCACUCCUGUGGACAGAGUGUUUACAAGACUUGGAGCCAGUGACAGAAUAAUGUCAGGUGAAAGCACUUUUUAUGUGGAGUUAAGCGAGACAGCAGCUAUCUUACAACAUGCUACUAAACACUCACUUGUCCUGAUUGAUGAAUUGGGUCGGGGUACAGCUACCUAUGACGGGACGGCCAUUGCGUGCGCGGUGGUGAGGGAGCUGUCGGAGAGCCUGUGUUGUAGGACGCUGUUCUCCACACACUAUCACUCCCUGGUGGAGGAGUUCUCCCACGACCCAAACAUCAGACUGGGACACAUGUCCUGUAUGGUGGAGAAUGAGGGAGAUCCAGCAGAGGAAACCAUCACCUUUCUCUACAAAUUUGCUAAAGGAGCAUGUCCUAAGAGCUACGGUUUUAAUGUGGCACGACUAGCCAAUAUUCCAGACGAGGUUGUUAAACUUGCCAAAGAGAAAGCCAAGGAAUUUGAAUUUGAUGUAGAAAGAAAGAAAUUAUUCAGGUCAUUAUGGAAUGAUGACUCCGUGGAGAACAUUAAGAAAACACAGCAGCUUAUUCCAGAUGAGGCCUAGAGAGAAAUGACUAGUGCAAAAAUUGUUGUAGUGCUCAAAACUUUUCAACUGUGGACAAUAAACCUCACGACUGAUGCCCCCAGUGCACACUAUAAAGGUUUCUUGAUUGACAGUAUUAUAUAUUGGAUUUUUGACAUGGCUGUCAGAAUUUUCUUGCAUGUGAACAAUUAAGUGUCAGAAUUGAUUGAAUGGAACAAAAACAAUCCCUAUUUCAUCAUAUAUGUACUGUUCAAAAAAUUCAUUUAUCAUCAUUUCAACAUUAUAUAUUUUGUUAGAUGCAAUCAAAUUUUGUUUUUAUUUUAGAUACAAAUUUUCCAGCUUUUAUAAAAAUAAAACAAAUACAAAGCAG